Nerophis ophidion (straightnose pipefish) is the source of this 7883-nucleotide messenger RNA. It is a transcript of the gene cenpe, whose product is annotated as centromere protein E. The transcript has 53 exons. The record is from RefSeq and is a predicted model, not a curated record. Gene Ontology annotation, cellular component: microtubule. Lineage: Eukaryota; Metazoa; Chordata; Actinopteri; Syngnathiformes; Syngnathidae. Bases 86 to 7489 code for a protein of 2467 amino acids. Gene Ontology annotation, biological process: mitotic cell cycle; microtubule-based movement. Gene Ontology annotation, molecular function: plus-end-directed microtubule motor activity; microtubule binding; ATP binding.
CCUAAGAAUUCAAACUUAGAUUUGUUAUGAGCGCGGCAAACCAAGCGUGAACCUUUUAACCAUUAUUUCAUUUUAAAACUACAAAAUGGCCGAAGAGUCGGCGGUAAAAGUGUGUGUUCGGGUUCGCCCGACCAUUGAGAGAGAAGAAAGUGUUGCAUCAGAUACAACAGAGCCUGUGCAACUCUUCUGGAAAGCUGAUAAGAAAUCAAUUUAUCAGAUUGAUGAUGGCAACUCAACAAAGAGCUUCAGUUUUGACCGGGUGUUCACUGCGGAACAAACAACCGAUCAACUUUACCAGGCGAUUGCAAAGCCCUUGGUUGUUUCGACUGUCGAAGGAUACAACGGCACCAUAUUUGCUUACGGACAGACAUCCUCAGGAAAGACAUUCACUAUGAUGGGCAGUGGCCACACCCCUGGUGUCAUACCAAUGGCUGUUGAAGAUGUGUUCCAAACCAUUAAAACAAAUUGUCCGAAUAAGAAGUUUCUUCUGAGGGUAUCUUAUAUGGAAAUCUACAAUGAAACUGUGACUGAUCUCCUUGUUGACAGCUGGAAAAGAAAACCUCUAGAAGUCAGAGAGACAAUCAAUAAAAACAUCUAUGUUGCUGACCUGACGGAAGAAGUGGUCAAUUCUCCUGCACAAGCGCUUGCGUGGAUUCGUAAAGGAGAAAAGAAUCGUCACUAUGAAAAGACUAAAAUGAACCAGCGGAGCAGCCGUUCACACACGAUUUUUCGAAUGAUCCUAGAGAGUGAAAGAAGCGACCCAGCAUCGGGUGAAAAUGCAGAUGGAGCAGUUAUUGUUUCCCAUUUGAAUUUAGUUGACUUGGCGGGAUCAGAGAGAGCGAGCCAAACAGGCGCUGAAGGAGCCCGCUUCAAAGAAGGCUGUAAUAUCAAUCGCAGCCUUUUUACACUUGGCCAAGUGAUAAAAAAACUUAGUGAAGAAAGCCAGAGGGGGUUCACAAAUUACAGAGACAGUAAGCUCACCCGCAUACUUCAGAACUCCCUGGGUGGAAAUGCCAAAACUGUCAUCAUCUGCACAAUUACUGCUGCUGCACUGGAUGAGACACUCAGCACUCUUCAGUUUGCAAGCACAGCAAAGAAAAUGAAGAACGAUCCACAUGUCACGGAAGUGUCCGACGACGGUGCUCUGCUCAAGAGAUAUCGCAAUGAAAUUGUAGAGCUCAAGAGGCGACUUCAUGAGGUUUCCUCAAGAACACAGGCCACCGCAACAGAGAAGGAGGUGCUCUCGCAGCUUAUCCAAGAAAAAGAUCAACUUCAGAGAGAACAAGAGGACCGAAUUAGAAACAUCACAAAAUUGUUGGUCACAAGCACCAACGUGGUUCAGAAGGUUCCCAAGCGCAGAGUUACAUGGGGGGGAAAAAUGAUGUGCUUGGCCGCUCCAGAUACUGAUGAAGGGAGUCCUUCCAACCGCAGCUUUGCAGGGUAUGCUUCGCGUAAGAGGAAAAGUAAUCGCCCCUGUAUGAUGGAGCUGGCUGAAGAUGAUGAAGAUUUUGACUCUCUGUGGGAGAUACCUGAGGAGCCAUCUGAUGACACAGACUCCAGUCCAAGCUUUGUGUCUGUCCGAAGCUGUAAAAAGAGCAGCAGAGAGGCUGACCUGGACUUGGAGCUUCAAACUGUAGAGCAACAAAAACAACAAGCCUUGGAGAGAAUUCUGGAAUUGGAGGAGAAGGCAGCAGAAGUUAACCUCCAGCUUAAAAGUGAAGCUCAACAGAGGUUAGAGGCUGAGUCUGAAGUAAAGAUGCUGGAGUUGUCUGUGGCAGAAAUGAAAAAGCAGCUUGAAGAGCAGAGCCACCUGCAAUGUGAAGUUGACCAACAGCUGCAAAAAGAUUUUGAAGAAACUAUCCAACUUUGUGAGAACCUUGCCACAGAGAAGGAUAUGCUGGCUAAUGAGCGAGACUCUCUCAAACAAGAGCUGGACAUAUUGAGGGAGCAAACUACGAGUCUACAAAAAGAUGUUACUUGUCUUUCACGGGAGCUGGAGGAGAAGAAGGAGAAUGAUGAGUUUAUCUGCCUUGAGAAGCAAUUUGGGACAGAACUUGAGGAUGAGUUAAAAAGGGAAGUAUCCUCAUUGAAGAUGGCGAUGGAAUCCCGUGAGCUCCAGUGUUUGGAACUUCAGAAAACAUUGGAGACUGUUUCUGAAGAGCUGAAGCAGAAAACCAAAUAUGCUGCGGAUCUUCAGAAUAUGAACGGCAAAAAUUUAGUUGAAGAAGUGACAAAACUCCGUCGCUCACUCGACGAUGCAGAAGGACUCAGCAUAGAGACAAAGAAAGAAUGGGCAGUCCUGCGCAGUGAAAACAUUGCCCUGGAAGAGUUAAAGAUGACUCUGACUCUCGGUCACGAAAAAAUGGAGGCCGAGGUCAACAGCCUUCGCUUUCAACUUGAGGCUGAGAAAUCUCGUUUCAAAAAGAUGCAGAUGGAUCUCCAGAAAGAGCUAAAUGUUGUGUUUGAUGAGAACACCAAGCUCACCGCUAUUCUAGAUGGAAAAGUCCCAAAAAAUCAGAUAGAAAGGACAGUUAUCAAUCUGAAUAAAGAGCUGGCAGUAUCCAAAGAGGCAGAGGGUGCCCUUAGAGCUCAGCUAGAGGAAAUGACGUCACUUCAGGCUCUUCCAAGUGAAGUGAACAACCUGAAUAACAAGUUGACUGAGCUUACCAAGGAGCUGAUUGGUGUCCAAACUCAGAGGGAUGAGCUGCUCUCAAGUCAAUCUGCAUGCCAAGAGGAGAUUCAGCAUCUCAAGGACAACCUGCAGAAAUACCAGAAUGAUAUUGUCCAACUGCAAGACUCCAUCAGUGCCACCACACAAAGAGAAGCUGACCUGAUGAAGCAGUGUACUGAUGCUGGUAUACAGCUGGAAUUUCUUCAGUCGGAUCUGAAACAGUCUGAAGCUGAGAAGAGUCGCCUCAUUGCCACUGCUGCAGAAAGUAACCAGAAGGCUGCAGAGACUCAAGAUCGUCUGUGCUCUCUUCAAGAUGAACUUCAAAUGCAAAACCAAAACUAUUUGGACCUAAUAAAACAAAAGGAAUCUGAAGUUGGUGUCUCUAGCUCUACUGACGAGAUCGAGAAGCUAGUCUCUGAAGUCACAGCUCUCACCGCAGAGAGAGAUUCACUCAAGGUGGAUAUGCAAGAUAAUGUAGAGAUGAUGAUUGAGAAUCAAGACGAGCUGAGGGCUGCCCUUGAGAAAAUCUGUGCUCUGAAACGCAAGAUCAGUCAGUUGGAGGAUACCCAAACAUCCAACGUGGGAAAGCCUACUGAUGACAUGACUGCAGAGUUUGGGGAGCUUCAAAAACAAAUAAAGAAUUUGAGCGAAGAGCUUGAACGUGUGAAAGUCGAGAGAGAUGGCCUGCUUGUCACCAAUGAAGCCGGACAUGAGACUUUAAAGGAUGAGAUUCAAAAGCUUUCGUGCAAAGUAAUGUCACUCAGUGAAGAGAGGGACCAGCUCCAUGAGACUGUUAAGGGACUAAGAGAGGAGAAGAACCAGCUUAGAGAUGAGUUGGAGGAAAGGAUGGCGAUGGUAAGGAUUCAGUGCGGAUUACAACAAGAACUGCUCGGCUCAGCUGCACAGUCACUGAAAGAUGAACAAGAGGCCCAACAAAAUAUGCAGAUCCAACAGCUGCAACAGAAUCUGGAGAAAGCUAAGGAGGAGGUGACUUUAUUGAAAACGGAACUUCAAGAAUCUCAACAGCUGACAAAGACUCUAACAGAAGAACUAGAUCACACUAAAGCUGAGAAAAAUGUCUUACUGGCUGAGAAGGAAGUUAGCUGCCAGAGCUCCGAAGAGGAUAUUGAGAGUGUCACAUGCAGAGUGAUGUCUCUCAGUGAGGAAUGCUCUCAGUUGCAGAAGACAGUGGAGGAUCUCAAAGAAGAGAAACAACAGAUGCAGUGUGAGUUACAGAAAGAGCAACUUGUCGCAGCUUCACUGAAAGAAGAACAAGAGGCUCAACAAAACAUGCAGAUCCAACAGCUUGAGGAGCAUCUGGAAAAAGCCACAGAGGAGGUAACCCUCUUGAAAAUGAACCUUCAGGAAAAUCUAGAUCUGGUGAUUAAGAGCCAGGCAGAGUCUAGGGAAGCUCAAGAGAAGGUCGGAACCCUACAGGAUGAGAUCAGCAUUCUGAAAAGUGAAACCCAAUACACUGGCAAAUUUCAAGAGCUUCAAAAUCAGGUUCAGAAGCUGGCGGAGGAGCUUGAAGAUGUGCGAGCAGAACGAGAUGCUCUGCAAACUGAAAGGUUGCUUGAAGUGCAGACUAACAGGGAUGAGAUGGAAAAACUGAUGGCUCAUGUAAGCUCUCUCAAUGAUGAGAGAAAUCAGCUGCAAGGCCAACUGGAGGCUGAGAGACAGAAAAUGAGUCAGCUCAGAGCUCAACUGGAAGAUGUGGCAGGAACAUAUCAAACUGAGGUUCAGAAGCUGGCGGAGGAGCUUGAAGAUGUGCAAGCAGAACGGGAUGCUCUGCAAACUGAAAGGUCGCUUGAAGUACAGACUAACAGGGAUGAGAUGGAAAAGCUGAUGGCUCAUGUAAGCUCUCUCAAUGAUGAGAGAAAUCAGCUGCAAGGCCAACUGGAGGCUGAGAGACAGGAAAUGAGCCAGCUCAGAGCUCAACUGGAAGAUGUGGCAGGAACAUAUCAAACUGAGGUUCAGAAGCUUGCAAAGGAGCUUGAAGAUGUGCGAACAGAACAAGAUGCUGUGCAAUCUGAGCGGUCCCUUGAAGUUCAAACUAACAAGGAUGAGAUGGAAAAGCUGAUGGAUCAUGUAAGAUCUCUUAAUGAUGAGCGAAAUCAGCUGCAAACCCAACUGGAAGCAGAGAGACAGGAAAUGUGCCAGCUCAGAGCAGAACUUGAAGAUAUGGCAGGAACAUAUCAAACUAAGGCAAGUGCUUUAACAGAGGAACUUCAUCGCACUAAAGCAGAGAAGGAUGUGUUACUGGCUCAGAAUGAAGUCAGCUGCCAGAGUUCUGCAGAGGAAAUUAGGAGUCUGACAUGCAGAGUGAUAUCCCUAAGUGAAGAACGUGCCCAAUUACAGGAGACACUGGAGGACCUCAAGCUGGAGAAGCAACGGCUUGCUGAAAAUCACCAGGCUGAGAACAUUUCUUUCAGUGAGAAACUCAAAGCAGUUGAGGCAGAGAGAGAUGUCCUACUGGCUGAAAAGGAAGUCAUUUGCCAUAGCUCCGCAGAGAAGAUGGACAGUCUUACAAGCAGAGGGAAGUCUCUCAGUGAGCAACAUGCCCAAUUACAGGAGACGCUGAAGAAGCUCAAACUAGAGGAGCAACUGCUCACUUCAAAGCACCAAGCUGAGAAAAUGUAUUUCACUGAGAAACUCAAAGCAGUUGAAGCUGAGAAAGAUGCUUUACUUUCUGACAAGGAAGUCAUCUGCCAGCGCUCAGCAGGAGAGAUCAAGAGUCUGACAUGCAGAGUGACUUCCCUCAGUGAGGAAUGCGUUCAGAUGCGGCAGACUCUUGAAGAGCUCAGAGAAGAGAAAAAAGGGUUAAAAACAGAAUUGCAGAACAAGAUAAGCAUGAUUUCUACCAUCCAGAAUAAGAUGAGUGAUCAAAAUCAGUUAAGCUUGCAGCAGCAGUCAGAGUCAAGAGAACGAGAGGCUGGCCUUCAACAAGAGGUACAGCAAUUAGAGGAGCAGCUGAAUACAUUAAAAAGGCAAAGUGAGAAUCAUGCGGCGUCUGCAACCUUGCAGCAGUUGCCCAAUGAAGAUGAGACAUCCGUCUUUGGGAGCAAUGAGAAACUUGGUCGUUUUGUACAGAACAUAGCCGAUGCCAAAGGGAGUGAAUCCUCAGAGAUUCAAGACCCAACUGUAGAACUUCAGAAGUCAUUUGGGAGAUUGCUGAAAAUCCUGGACGGCUGCGCCUUACUUGACUCCACAGCAAAUAAAGACUUAGAUGAGGAUGAUUAUCUAAGCAAUGCUGAGUCGAUCACCUUGCCUCAAGCUACAUUGGAAGCCCACAACACCGUCUGUCAUUUGGGAACAGAGUCUUUGAACAUUCUGGGACAUAUUGGUGAUGCUCUCGGAGAAAAAGCCAAGAUGUACAAGAAUCUGUUUGAGGGGUUAAUCAAGAAGGAUCUGUUUGAGUUUGAGGACUGGUGCCAAAAGCUGUGCAAAGUACAGGUGCCCACAAACUCCGUUCAAGACCAGAACAGUUUUUCUGAGCAGGAGCGCAGAACCAAAGAGCUGUUGUGGAAAAGACAUUUUUACCUGCAGAAAAUGGAGAUUGUUUGUAAGAAGCUUCUCGCACGCUUGAGUUCUUGUGGUGGUGUUCUGUCAGCUGACAUUAAAGGAAGGAGUAACUUCGAAGAGCAGUUUGAGGCUGGGAUGAACAGCGUGCCGGUGGUCCCCAGCAGGCUGGACACUUUGCUGAGCUUAGAGGUGGAACGCAGAUCUGAAGUGAUCCAAAGCAAGAAGAUGAUUUUACAGGGCAUCAUGGAUGAUGACAAAGAUUUGAGGUGGGAAUUACGGCAGCUUGACUUUCAAGUUGACUGUUAUUUGGGACAACAAAGAAACAAGCAUUCUUACUGGUCUCAAGACUACAGACUCAUUCUUGAGCUGGAAGAAUCAAGGGAAGAAGUCAAAGAAUUGCGUGUGAAGAAUGAGGCCCAGCUUAAAGCCAACAACCGUGAUUCCAGCCAUGAAAUGGCCUUUCAGCAACUUCAGACACAAAUGCUAAGUAUCCAGGCUCAAGUUGAGGAGAAAGAAAACUCAAUUCAUAUACUAAACGACCGACUGCACAAGGCUGAGAAAAAUGCUUCUGCUGCUCAGCUGGAGAAAGUUUUUGCAAAACUGCGCAGGAUGGAAAUGGAAAUGAGCUCAGCAUCUGACCGACAUCAAACAGAGAUCCAGAAGAUGACAGUGGUUCUGCAUGAGAAGGAUAGGUCUGUGAGGAGGCUGAAGGAAACACUCAGGACAUUGCAGCAGCAGCAAGGAGAGCAGUCAUUCCUGCAGGGUGAGGAUCUGCAUGAGCGACUGGCUAACCCGCGAGGUUUGGUUGUCAAGAGCAGUCUUGUGCUGGAAAAGACCAAACUGGAGGAGGAAAAGGCCAAACUGCAGGAGGAAGUCAAACAGCUGCAUCUCAAAAUCACAAAUUUAGACAAGUUGGUUUCCAGCCACGAGGCAGAGAUCACAAAGUGGAAGAACAGAGCGUUGAAACUGAAGGUGAAGACCAAAGAGGACGCGGAUAGGUCUUCACAGCCUUAUCCUCAAACCAAGCCUGGACACACUCUGUCUUCUCCUACCUGCUUCCUCGGCUCACCUAGGAAAAAGUACACCUCGACGCACCUGUUUAAUUCCCCAAAGAGCUCACUGCUUGACUCCCCGAAAAGCAGCUUUUUUGAUCGUCCUGAAAAUUCCCAACUGCUGUUGAAUACCUGUACCAAGAACUUCUUUGAUAACUCCAGCCUUGGUAUCCUUCCAGAUGUUGACAUGAAGGAUGAGUGCUCCAAGUCGCCAAGGCAACACGAUCAAUGUACAACACAGUAAAUAGAUCCAUUUUAAUCUUAAUGUUUCUCCUUUUUGUUAUUUUUUAUUUUUUGUGAAGGGGAAAAAACUACUUCCUCAUAGUUUAUCGAUAAAGUUAUUGUAAUCAAGCAAGUUUGAUUUAGUUAUUUCCAAGUUUGUGCAUGGUCUUUUCCACUGAGUGCAAACUGAGGCUUAUGUUCUGCUCUGUUCGUGAAAGUGCUCUCUUUUUUUGGCCAGCGAUUAAUUUGCUUGCAGGAUUAAGUCAAUUAUUUCCUGCACUUCACUGGAAAAGCCAUGUUUUUUUUUUGUUUUUUUUUAAUUAAAUUUAACAAAAACAAAACUGUAUAAUAAAAUGAAAAGGAACACAAAACAAUGACAGACUUAAAUUUUAAUUAAAAGAAUAGUGUAACUGGAA